GUCAGAGGUUACGCGUCAUACCCGCGCCAAUUCUAGAUUUCCGGGUGAGUCGCUCGCUGCACACAGACUGUAAACAGACAUGGAUCUGAGUGGUUUUGAAGCAGAUAACUCUGUGAGCUGCCGCUUGUCAUCCCCCAUCCCAGAAGUGUGUAAAACAGAGGAUUGCUGCCUGGGCAUCGAUGAGGCUGGCAGGGGGCCUGUCCUGGGGCCCAUGGUGUAUGGAAUAUGCUUUUGCCCUGUAUCCAAAAAGGAGGACAUGAAGAAUUUAAAAGUGGCAGACUCAAAGACAUUGACAGAGGCACAGAGAGAUAACCUUUUUCUAAUGCUCGAUGAGGCCAAAAGUUUUGUUGGCUGGGCGCUUCAAAUACUCUCCCCCAACACCAUCUCCACCAGCAUGCUACAAAGAGCAAAAUACAACCUGAAUGCACUCUCACACGAUGCAGCUAUUGGUCUGGUGCAGUUCGCCCUGGACUGUGGGGUGCAGGUCAAAGAGGUGUUUGUGGACACCGUGGGUCCUGCAGAGAAGUAUCAGGAUAAGCUCUCCAAGCGGUUUCCGGGCAUAGAGGUGACAGUUCGUCCCAAAGCUGAUUCUCUCUUUCCCAUUGUCAGUGCUGCCAGUAUCUGUGCCAAGGUUGCCAGAGAUCAUGCUGUCAAAUCCUGGAAGUUUGCAGAGAAUUUGGGUGAGGUGGACACAGAUUAUGGCUCUGGAUAUCCUAAUGAUCCCAAAACUAAAAGCUGGUUGCAGAAAUAUCUGGACCCAGUGUUUGGCUACCCUCAGUUCGUGAGGUUCAGCUGGAGUACAGCACAAACUCUUUUGGACAGCAAAGCUGUACCUGUCCACUGGGAUGAUGAUGAAGAAGAUGGAGCAAAAGCUGCUGCUCGUCAGAAUAACACAUCCAUGCUGUCCUUCUUGAGUCGCAACAAGCCAGACGAGCUUACACACUCACGAGACACACACCGUUUUUUCACUGAGCGCAAACUACAGAGCAUAAGCAAUCUCUGAAUGCUCUGUACAAACAAACUGAUCAAAACAGUGUUUUUAGUUCUUCUGUUUUUGGUGUUAUUUUCUUUAUGCAAACUAAAUAAAGGUCAAAUAUUUUCAUGUC
Molecule: messenger RNA, 1106 nt
Organism: Triplophysa dalaica
Lineage: Eukaryota; Metazoa; Chordata; Actinopteri; Cypriniformes; Nemacheilidae
Gene: rnaseh2a
Product: ribonuclease H2, subunit A
Exons: 9
Coding region: 80-1003 (307 amino acids)
Biological process (GO): mismatch repair; DNA replication, removal of RNA primer
Cellular component (GO): ribonuclease H2 complex
Molecular function (GO): RNA binding; RNA-DNA hybrid ribonuclease activity
Source: RefSeq, a predicted model, not a curated record